CUAUGGCGCCAGUGUUACGGUGUUCAAAUGUGAAAAUAAGCGUGUUAUAAACUUUGUUUUCCAGUUACCACAAACGAAGUGAAGGUGUACAUUUUGACUUGCGUCUGUACUGUGAGUGUCACUCAAGAUGAUUGAGAGCGUGCAGGUGAGACAGAGUGGUGCCUAUGACUUUGAGAAUCACUAUGACAACCUGUGUGCAUUGCAAGAUUCGGUGCCACUUGCUGCGGUCAAGGCCCACCUUUGUCAGGGAGUGCUGGACAUCAAUGGAGAUCGAGUCAGGGCUAAUGAUUGGAUGCCGAUUGUGAACACACUACGGAUCAACAAGAGUCUGGAGUUCGUGGCUGUGAGGAGUUACUACACGCCACCCAAUGAGGAGGAUGGGAAGAGGGCGGCAAUCCAGAAACGGAAGACGCCAGCAAUCAGGUCAAAAGAGAUCACAUUCCGACUGUGCAGGGCACUUAAGGAGUGUCUGGGAGUGUCAUCUGUGCUGCGGUGUCUUGAACUCCAAGGACUGCCACUCCGAGAGAGGGACAUAGAGACAUUAGUGAAGGGUUUGUCAAAGAACAGCACACUGAACCAUCUCUCCCUUGAAUACUGCCGAGUGGGAGGACCUGGCAUAGAAGUUUUGUGUCAUGGCAUCAAGAACUGCACCAACCUCAGCUCCAUCAACCUGACCGCCUGCAGCCUAACCUCCCAGGGAGCAGAGUGUCUCGCACAGGUCAUCAAGCACCAGGCCGUGAAGCGACACAAUGAAGCCUGGCGUGACAGCCUGCGGUACCGCCGCCCUGACCUCGACCGCAUGCCUGGCAUCCGCCGUAUCACCAUCAACAGCAACCCCAUGCUGGGAGACGAGGGGGCCACAGUGCUGGCGGAGGCUCUCAAAGACGACCUGUGGCUUAAAGCCCUGGACAUGCAAGGCUGCGGUAUCUCCACCAGUGGUGCCCGCGUCCUCCUGGACGUCCUCAAGUACAACACCACCCUGGUGGUCCUGGAUGUCCGAGCCAAUCCACUGAUCAACCGAGAGCUAGUGCACUCUAUCAUGGAGCAGCUGAUGAUCAACAGCAACGGCCAGGACACCGAGUACAAAUGGAUCAAGGCAGAGGAGCCUGUUGAUCCUAAGAAGGUACGGAAUCGGAGACGUGUGACUCGCGGCCUCAACCACAGCGUGGCUAAGAAGACCACGAUCAGGAUCAGCUCCAACUCUGCCCGGCGCCGAGCCCGACCAGGGACUGGAUUCCUGAACACGUCUCGCCCCAGCCCCGGUCUGCCCUGGAGGACUGCAGCCAGAGCCAACAGAUACAAGGGCUACCCACCCGAGCACACACCUGGCAAGCUGAGUAUUGAGGAGAACAGCGAGAUGGACACCAACCGCAGCACCUCUGUCAUCAUCACCCGUGACGACAGCAUCCUCGACGAUACCAACAAUACCUUCCAAGAUCUGCAGCCUCUUGACUUCAGCAACCUCUCCAUUGACAUGACCAACCCGAAAGAGGUCAAGGUGGAGAUGGAGAUGUUGCGACGGAGUCUUAAGGAGGAGAGUGUGGCGAGGAUGAAGGCGGAGCAGAGAGAACUCAGGUUGAGCAUUGAGAACAAGCGUCUCAGUGAGGAGAUGAAGUACCUCCGACACAAGGCCAGCGCUGGGGGAAUCGUCAGCGAUGUCCAUCUGGGCAUGAAUGGUGGCCACGGGGCCUUCGUCGACGAGAGCUUCCUGGAGGGAGUGGAGGCCUCAUUUAAGAAGUUCCACAAGUUUCUGGACAUGCUGCAUGAAGCGGGACUGAGUGAGCUGAUCACAAUGGCAGGACUGGACCAGUCGGACAUCAUGAACCCCUUCGACCAUCUGUCCUCCACGCGACUGUCGGGUGUCUCCUUUGCGAAAAACAACACUCCUGUCAGCAAACCCUCUCACUCUAACGGCGUGGACCUGUCCGUCCCUACCUCAGCCAUGCCAAUUGCCAAAGCGGAGCCAUCCUCAUCUCAAGGUAUGCAGCAACAGAUGGCGUUCGGUACUAAGCCAUUUGUGCCAAACACAUCAGCCUAUUUUGGCGACAUUUCGUCCAGUUACCGUGCCAACCCCAAUGUCGGGUCAUUUGAAGAGGAGCUGCCGAUUACUUAUGGGCCAGUCGUGUCUGAGAAUAACCUUCGACCUGGUGCCAGAGUUCAAGCAGCAGGGUCAAGGAUGCCGUUCCCAACCAACGAGUCUAUUAUCGGGGGUCCGGCAAGGACGGAUGACCUUUAUGAGAAGUUGCUGCAGGAUACAAGUGGAGUCUUCCCCCAUAUUGGACAGGACGGUGCCGGGUCACCUGCCGGAUCUCUGACCUCGACCCCGGUUGUCAAGAGCACCGAGAGCAAGGCUGGGCCAGUGAAGACGACACAACCCGGGCAGGAGGGGCAGAGGAGAAAAGAAGAAAAAGAGGACGCGAAAGGGAGAGGGGAAGAUAAAGAUCGCCCUGACAACAGAAAACCCAAAUCGGAUAAAGGACAUGGCCCCUCUGGUGCUGGGUCAGAGGUCAGGGCAAGGUCACAAGGUGAAGGUCAGGAUGCUUCCAAACAGUUUGAUGUCUCCGAGCAAUCAGAGAUAAUCGAGGUUCUUGAUCGUGCUGCCUCUCCACAAAAAGAAUCUCCUGAGCACAAAUCCAAAAUGAGUGAUUUUAACUACAGUAUGGACAGUUUUGACCAAUCAUAUGUCAGCGAGAGGGAGGAGGUCAUUCACCUUGGAGAUGACCUUGACCUUGGAGGUUCACCAUCACCACCGCCACAAGCUGUCGAAAGUGAGGAAGAUUUUUAGACCCUGCUGAAUAUGUAAAUCUCGACUCUUGUUUUGAGCAAUCCUUUUCUUUACUUUCAUUACUUCUGUUUUCUUUCAUUUUGUGUUACCAAGUCCCAGCCUUAGUGCUCCUAAUUGUAGAAAAAUGUGUUAGUGUAAAUAACAUAUUUUGUGUACAUAGAGGGAAGAUAGAUCACCAAAUGACUAAAUAUUAAAAGAUGCAUUGUAGACUUUAGGUAAGUUGUUCAUAAUAUUUCAUGGGUUUAUAUACACCACAUGCCACAAUUGCCAUGACUACAAUGACAGUGUUAUCAGAUUCACUAUACAUCUGAGGGAAGAAUGUGGCAUACGGAAACUGUAUAUGUUGUAUACCAUUAGGGGAGAUGGGGCGGUGGGGUAGCCUAGUGGUUAAAGCGUUCGCUUGUCACGCCGAACACCCGGGUUCGAUUCUCCACAUGGGCACAAAUGUGUGAAGCCCAUUUCUGGUGUCCCUGGAUGUGAUAUUGCAGAAUAUUGCUAAAAGUGGUGUAAAACCAUACUCACUCCCUCAUAUUCACUGGACACAAAAUAGAUGUAUGUCACCACCACUGUAUGUCAAUGUGUCGACGAUGACGGAGAAAUAGUGUUCAUAAACCUUUGAAGUAUGAAUGAUACUGUAUUAAUGUAGGUAGUACUCAGUGUAAAA
Molecule: messenger RNA, 3449 nt
Organism: Haliotis rubra (blacklip abalone)
Lineage: Eukaryota; Metazoa; Mollusca; Gastropoda; Lepetellida; Haliotidae
Product: centrosomal protein of 78 kDa-like
Exons: 15
Coding region: 128-2785 (885 amino acids)
Cellular component (GO): centrosome
Molecular function (GO): protein binding
Source: RefSeq, a predicted model, not a curated record